UGCUUGUCUUGAUAACUUUAUGCGCCAUGCUUAACUGCUUAAUUAGUUGUUCAAGAGCGGCUCCGAGUUUUUUCUACGGGUCUCGUUAUCUUUUCUAGCCACGUCAAAAGACGUUGAAUUAAAAAAAUGGUGGAAAUUGAGUCAAUGACGAGAUACGUCUCGCCGGUGAAUCCAGCUGUUUUUCCCCUGCUGGCCGUGGUACUGUUAGGAAUUGGAGUAUUCUUCACAGCUUGGUUCUUCGUAUAUGAAGUUACAAGCACGAAAUUCACACGAGACAUAUUCAAGGAACUGUUAAUAUCUUUGGUCGCAGCGAUAUUUUCUGGCUUUGGAGUGUUAUUUCUGUUACUCUGGGUUGGCAUUUACGUAUAGUUAUAGAUUGAAUGAAAGUAAUAAAUUACUCGAUGAUUAUUCAAGCUCAGAAGGAAAGAUUUUUUUGUUAUAUUUUAUCACUGCAGUUAAAUAAACACAACCGUGAAUACUUC
Nylanderia fulva is the source of this 482-nucleotide messenger RNA. It is a transcript of the gene kud, whose product is annotated as oligosaccharyltransferase subunit 5 kud. NCBI's taxonomy places the organism in Eukaryota, Metazoa, Arthropoda, Insecta, Hymenoptera, Formicidae. The record is from RefSeq and is a predicted model, not a curated record. Gene Ontology annotation, cellular component: oligosaccharyltransferase complex.